UAGUAGACGCCGCCCCCCUUUCCACCUCCCUGGGCGUCCUGGAAUAUACACUCGUAUACCUAGACAUCCUCACCAUCAGGUCCCAAGUGCCAGAUCCUUGAAGGGUUUGAUAUCGCCAUACAUGGGGAUCAUGCCAUGGCUAUAGUCUCAACGCCUGCGGACGACCGACUGAAACAAACUAGCAGACAGACCAGCUGGUGGACACUGUACAAACGUACGGUGACUUCCUGGGCCCGAUCAGCCAUGAUCAGUCCUAGAAUCGCUGUUCUCACGCCGAUCCUCAUUCCAUUGACUUUGUUGAUGAUUCUGUACUCUAUCACGUCUUCGCAUGGUAGCAGUUCGACCAUUCAACACGGCCUCCAUCUCGCCUCGUGGUCAAAGGUACCUAAAGUCCACUUGUUUGUCCCUGUCAAUGAGGAGGCAGCGAUCACCACACCGGCAUUCUGUAGGACCAUGCAAGGGGCUGUGGUGAAUGGAUGGUCGCCGAUCAUCUUCAAUUGGAGUGUCAAGUCGAGCUACCAGUUCAGAAAGGUCCAAGGUCUAGCGGAACUUUUGGCAUCGCCUGUUUACAUGCGAGACAUGAAGGAAGAUGAUCUGAUUCUCACGAUGGACGCUCUGGAUGCUUGGCUGCAGCUCUCUCCGGAUGUCGUCGCGAGGAGGUUCUUGGAGAUGGGCGAUGUCAGCGUUGUCGUAGCUGCUGAAAAGAACUGUUGGCCAAAUGAUAAGGAGGGACACGAUUGUGUUGAUGCCCCAGUGUCACCACUGAUCAAGGGUCUAUUCUGGAAGGACGACAGAAACGGUAGGCAGCUGGAUCCAGAGGAGCUCGCGCCUCGGCAUGCGAAUUCCGGCACGGUCAUCGGUCGACUGAGCGAUAUGCGGGCGUUCUACGCCGGAUUGUGGGGCUUUAUGAACAGUGACAGGUACGACGGAUACGAUGAUCAAAGCAUUCAACAUGCUACUCGCAGAUGGCAACCUCGACUUGGACUAUCAUACCCGUCUGUUCUGGCCCUUACACGAUGACUUUAUCAAUGCCCAGUUCACGGGUCUACGGUAUCCGCCAGACCCAUCCAUACAAGCUUUGGCGAUGGACGAUCCACCGGACAGCUCAAGUAUCCCUUGGGAUCUAUAUCCUCCACUGGCGCAGCACAAAGUGCAUGGUGAAGUGCCUGCGAUCAUACAUUUCAAUGGAGGCAGCAA
Molecule: messenger RNA, 1197 nt
Organism: Kockovaella imperatae
Lineage: Eukaryota; Fungi; Basidiomycota; Tremellomycetes; Tremellales; Cuniculitremaceae
Exons: 5
Coding region: 136-1020 (294 amino acids)
Source: RefSeq, a predicted model, not a curated record